UUCAUUGCUUAGAUGGGAGGAUCAUAUAGAUGUGCGUGAGCCCGUGAGCUCCCUCACAGAACAUACGCAAUGCGACAAAACUAAAUAAACAUUUUAACAUUCCUGACAACAUACCAAACAUAACCUACAUAAUUUGGUAGGGUUAUUUGUUACCCACCAUAAACCAUACUAAAUUUAUGGUGGGGAAUAAAAAAAAUGAGACUGUGACAAGGACAAACAAUUCCCCACCAUAAAUUUAGUAGGAGUAGCAACUCCUACUGAAAGAUACAUAAGACUAUCCCGUUCUGUCAGUUCCCCCCACCACUCAUGCCCAAUCCAUAUUUAAUACUAGAUUCACGAUUCAUUUUUUGUUACAAAGAGCUACUAGAUGUGUAAACUGUGAAGACUAACAUGCCAAUUCGAACAUACUUACAUCAUGAGAAACAUUAGAAUAUUAUUUGAAUCAUAUAUUAUUAUUUAGUUAUCGAACGUCUCGCCCGCGUCAAUAAAUGUACGGACAACUACGAGCAAAAUACACGAUAACUAAUGACAUAAGUUAGAUUUCAUUCUGAUAGCAAUGUACGUUCGAAUUGGCUUGUAAGACAAAUUCGUCUUUCUAUAUAGAUGAAGCUGAUAUAAUCUAUUGACCGAGUUGAUAUAAUCUAUGACUGACAGCCCGAUUCGAAAAAUGAUUAAGACACGUUUAAGAUCUUGGAAAGAUCGCUAUCUAAACGACAUGUUAAAAUUGACGUUUAUUUCGAUUCCGCUGUGAUCCCAAUAAGAUCUAUCUACGAUAUUUCUUACGUGAAAGUGACAUUGGUUGCCCGAAUCGAGCUGCUAAUGAGAACUUAUCCAUACCAGAACUUAUCGUUAUCGUAUCUCAUUCUUCGAAUCGGACCGUGAAUUCACUUCAACUUUCAGCAACCAGAGUUAUGGUUGCUAAAAGUUGAGGUUUGGCAAUUUAGUUAAGGCCCUGUAGGUUCGUCUUCUUCUAGCGUAAGCGAAAGUGAAAUGGACGUGCGUAGGUACUCGGGAUUGCGGACAUCAAGUUUUUGAAUUUUAAUUUGUUGCAAGUUAAAAAUAAGAAAAAAGUAAUCGCUGAGUUCCCUGAGUUUUAAAAUAAAAUUGCGUAUUUUUAGAAACAAUUUUCAUAUUUUUAGGUUUUGUGCAUAAAUUGUGCGUUUUAGACCUAUGUUGACCUGAGUCGAUUCGCUGAAGAUCCUAGAGAAAAUUCUCAAGAUUGCUAACAUUUUUUGCCAGCCGUAUUACAUAUUAUCAAAAAAACGGCCAAGAGCAUGUCGGACCAUGCUCAGUGUAGGGUUCUGUAGUUACUCUUCCGUCACAAUAAGCUAAACUGCAGCUUAAAGUACAUUUCACCCGAGUGAAACAAAUAGGCAAAUUUUCAUAAUCAGUACCUAAUUAAAGUAACAGACUUACUUGCAAUCGGAGACUGCAUGUCUAAAGAUAAAUAUCGCAUAGCGUAAAACCUUUAGAUUGCUACGAGUAUAUAGAUGAAUAAAACACAUAUUUUAACAAACUGCAGUAUAUUUAAAAUGAUUUGGUUUAUUAAAGCAUGAAAAAGUAAAGUAUAACAAUAAGUCCUAGACAUAAUGCAUCGUAAAUGAGUGCAAUAAACGAAUAUGAAUAUAAAAUUAGCGGGAUUGCCUCUUACUUUGUAAUUUUUAGUCUUUCGUAAUAAAACUGCCAAUAGUCAACGGCUUUACUCAUAGAGCCAACGAAACUGUUUUAGACAAAUUAAAUAUUAAAUUAAAAUAGGAUGAGUAAAAUAAGCUAAUUUUUAUUUUAAGCUUUAGCUUAUUUACAUGAAUAAUGCCAAAUAACUUUAACAACCCAUUUAACGUCGUAAUAACGUUUAACUGUAGAUGUAAGUACGUCUUUUUACUAUAAAGGGGAAACUUUUUGCGAUAACUCAAAAACAGCUAAACUGAUUAUUUCCGCUAUAGUUUUCAUUUACUGUUUUUCUUAAGCUUUAUUUCCAUGAUUCUUUUUCAUAUUUUUUGGACCUAUGGUUCAAAAGUUAGAGGGGGGGGACACAUUUUUUUUCUUUCGGAGCGAUUAUCUCCGAAUAUAUUCACUUUAUCAAAAAAUGUUAAUUGAAGUCCCCUAUUAGUUUUGAAAGACCUUUCCAACGAUACCCCACACUGUAAGGCUGAAGCAAAAUAAAAAAUCAUCCCCCCUUUACGUGUAGGGGAGGAACCCAGAAAAAAAUAUUUUUUAGAUUUUAUUGUACGACUUUGUUGGCUUUAUUGAUUUAAUGUCCACGCCAAAUUUCAUCUUUCUAGCACUAUCAACCACGGAGCAAAGCCUCGGACAGACAGACAGACAGACGAACAUGACGAAACUAUAAGGGUUCCUAGUUGACUACGGAACCCUAAAAAAGAGUUAUGAUUUUUCAUAGAUACCGGUCUCUGAAGCUACGGCACCUUACGAUGAAAGGAAUCGACUGCUUCUCAAUAUCAACGUAGUCGCCAUUUAACUUUCUGGAUAUUUACAUAAUAAAAAAAAACGAAUUUGUAAGUGUAUUAACCACAGCUGUGUGGUGUGGUUGUGAUUACAGAGGGAAAUAGGGACUGAACUAGAAGAGUUAGGCGCUUUUGAAAAAAGUAUGAAAUUAGUUUUUCGCUGUUUUAAUUUGUUUUAGAUAAUAAAACAAUUGAAAAAAUCUAACGAAUGGGCAAUACAUUAAUUAAUAUUAAAUAAAUUAUUUAAAAUUAUACACGGCCCGAUUCGAACUUUCAAAUACGUCAAAUAUUAGGUUUUUAUACGAUAUGGACCGUAUAUGUCAGUGUCAAAAGUUUCUUUAAACAAAAACGUCACUUUUGACACUGACAUACCUAUCCGAUCCAUAUCGUACAUAGACCUAAUAUUUGACGUAUCUUAAAAUUCGAAUCGGGCCGAUAGGCAGCUUAAACAUUCCCUAUCGCACGACAACAUAUUAUUAUUAAUUUAUAACAACAUUGUAUUUGUACUAUUCACAAGGUUAUCAAAUAAAUUAACGUGAUUGAUUAACGUAUGCCUACUUACUUUUAUUGAUCAUGGUUAGUUCUAAUUUGUUGUACAAGCAGUAAACAUGAUUCUUGUACUGCUCGCUUUAUUGGCGAUUCUUGUGUACUAUUUCGGUACUCGGAACCACGACUACUGGGCCAAGAGGAACGUCAAGCACGACCCACCCGUGUUCCUGUUCGGAAACAACUUCAAGGGCUUCUUCGGGCGGCAAAGUUUUACGGAGGUAGCCAACGACUUAUACAACCGGUUCCCUAACGAGAAAGUUGUCGGAUACUACAGAGGAUCCACACCCGAGCUGUACAUAAGAGACCCAGAUAUAGUGAGGAAUAUAAUAAGCAAUGAUUUUGCAUAUUUUCAUCCACGAGGCGUUGGAAGGAAUUCGGAUGUGGAGCCGUUGCUGGCGAAUCUGUUCCACGCAGACGGCGACCUGUGGAAGCUGACGCGGCAGCGGUUGACGCCGGCGUUCACCACCGCACGGCUGAAGGCGAUGUUCCCGCUGGUGGUGCGGUGUGCGGAGCGGCUGCAGGGCGUGGCGCGCGCGGCCGCGGCCCGCCCCGGCGCCUGCGACGCGCGCGAGCUCAUGGCGCGCUUCACCACCGAGUUCAUCGGCGCCUGCGGCUUCGGCAUCGAGACUGACUCCCUCGGCAACGAAGACUCUCACUUCAGAAAGAUUGGCAGGCUCAUGUUGGCCAGACCACUCCCAGUCAUAAUAAAGUUCAUGAUGUGGGAACUUUUCCCUCUUCUAAGAUCCUACAUUCAUGUAUUUGAUCGGAAACUUGAUGACGUAUUUUUUAGUUUCGUUAAGAAUAUUAGAGAAGUUAGACAGUGCAAACCGUCUGGCCGCCAUGAUUUUAUAGACCUGCUCCUGGAGUUAGAAGGCAAGGGAAAGAUUGUAGGGGAAUCAAUUGAGCACCGGAAGCCAGACGGUACGCCUGUGACUGUGGACAUGCAAAUGGAUUUAAAAAUGAUGGUGGCCCAAGUGUUUAUAUUCUUUGGCGCGGGUUUUGAGACGUCCUCAUCGGCUACAAGUUAUACUUUGCACCAGCUCGCGUUUAACCCUGAAUUACAAUUAAAAAUACAAUUGGAGAUCGAUGAAGUGCUUCAGAAAUAUGAUAAUAAGUUGUGCUACGACGCAGUGGCGGAGAUGACGCUGCUGAGCAUGGCUUUCAAGGAGGCGAUGAGGAUGUUUCCAUCGCUAGGCGUGCUGACCCGCGUGUGUGCUCGGCCUUACACGUUCCCUGAGCUGGGGCUAACCGUGGACCCCGGAGUGAGGAUCGUGGUGCCGGUGGAGGCGCUCCAGAACGAUGAAAAAUACUUUGACAACCCGCGGGAGUUCCGACCGGAGCGAUUCACUCCUGACGAAGUGAAGAAGCGACACAAAUACGUAUAUUUACCCUUCGGCGAUGGACCCAGGGCGUGUAUAGGGUCGCGACUAGGAGAGAUGCAGUCGCUCGCUGGGCUGGCCGCGUUGUUGCAGGUAUGCAGCGUGGCACCAGCGCCGACCACGAGACGGGUGCCGCAAGUGGACUCGACGUCUAAUAUCGUGCAAGCCGUCAGAGGCGGGCUGCCGCUCCAGCUCACCGUCAGGCAAUGAUCGGUUUCCAACGAAGCGAGACAAUAUCACGAGCAUAGUACAAUUCCACGCAUAGUACGAUUUAUCGACCCCAUGCGCCUACAGAAUUUCAACCCUUGCAAUCCGAGGUUAAAAUUAGAUUCUACUUUCGGGAAAUGUGACCUGUUUUCAAAUGAAUCAUCAAAGCUGGAUCAACUGGAGAAGGUUUAAAUUUUAUACAUGCCGCAAAACUAACUGGUGACUGAGAUCAUAAUGCUAUCUCCUUGUUAAGACCAACCAAGAGUGAAAGACAUGGCAUUUUUUUUUUUAUAAACACUACGACAAACGAAACUUGUAUUAUUUUUUCCUUUUGAUUCUUACGUAAUAUAAGGGGGAGGGAGUCAGCUUAUUCUUAUUUUUCUUACAUACGGGGGGAGGGGGUCAAAAACUGGAUAAAAUCGUGUUACGUAACAAAUGAAUGGCGCCAAUUGAAAUGAAAUGAAAAUCUUUAUUUUAGGCAAGUUAGUGGCCGACAAUAAUAAUACAUGAAUGAAAAAAAUCGUA
Cydia pomonella (codling moth) is the source of this 5122-nucleotide messenger RNA. Its product is annotated as cytochrome P450 6B6-like. The transcript has 2 exons. NCBI's taxonomy places the organism in Eukaryota, Metazoa, Arthropoda, Insecta, Lepidoptera, Tortricidae. Gene Ontology annotation, molecular function: oxidoreductase activity, acting on paired donors, with incorporation or reduction of molecular oxygen; iron ion binding; heme binding. Bases 3071 to 4600 code for a protein of 509 amino acids. The record is from RefSeq and is a predicted model, not a curated record.